Molecule: messenger RNA, 2114 nt
Organism: Didymodactylos carnosus
Lineage: Eukaryota; Metazoa; Rotifera; Eurotatoria; Philodinida; Philodinidae
Source: the annotation of a GenBank genome assembly
UUUAUGCAUACUGAUCCUUAGUGGUCAAAGUUGUUGGGCCUGAAUCUCGUGAAGAAGACACUUUCAAAAUGAGAUAUUUUGGUUUUCUUAGUUUCACAACAUGCUCUACCGAUCUAGCAUACAGAGAAAAAAAAAUAAAAUUUGACAGGUGCCGACCAUCUGUAAAAAGGUCGGUUUUCUCAUGGACGGUCUCAUAAGUAGUAAAAAUCAAUAUACCAUAUCACAUCCUCUAAACGUUUUUAAUAAUGUUUACCAUCGUAUUUUGCUUCUGUUUUAUAUGGAUUCAAGCCAUUAGCUAUGGAUCACCGGUAAAAUUUCCAGUUUUUACCGAAUUGUUCUAUCAGUUCUUAUCAGAAAUCGUCGCAGGACAGGGCUGCCCUGUUGCAGGACAGGGCUGCCCUGUUGCAGGGCAGGGCAACAAAAAAUUCCUUGAUUAGCCCAGAUUUUCAAGCUUCUUUUUAAGUAAAAUUUUGAGAUCUCUCGUAUAUGUGUAAAUAAAAAUGACAGCCGACUUUUCUAAAAUUGAUAAUUAAUAAAAAAAAGAUUCUGUUACGCACGAGAAACACAUCCAGUGUUUGUGAUGAGUUUCUUGAAGAUAAAGUCUUCGAGGUAAAGGAGAAAAACUUUCUUUUACACUGCAGGACCAAAAAUAAGUUGUGAGUAAUUUUUUGACAGGGCAGGGCGGCAGAACAGAACAGGGCGAAAAAAAGUUGCCCUGCGACGGUCUCUGGUUCUUAUACUCUGAACUAUUCCCUUAUUUUGUAAUUCCAAGUAAAGUCAGUUUCUGCUAAAAUUGAAGCUAACAACAUGUUCAGUAGCUAUACAAUAUACCGUUAGAAUCCCGUUAGACAUGAUUAUACAACAAACCAAAGCUCUUUUUCAAAUAGAUCGAUGACUUACGUAGUUCAACAACAAGAACAAAAGAUCCACAAUCGGCCGGUCGAAGACAAGUUGCUGUUCAUUUGUUUGAAUGGAAAUGGGCUGAUAUUGCAGCGGAAUGUGAACGCUUUUUGGGUCCCAAAGGAUUUUCCGGUGUUCAAGUAUCUCCACCUAACGAACACGCAUUAAUUGAUAGAAGACCGUGGUGGCAACGUUAUCAACCAGUAAGCUAUAAAUUGAUUAGCCGAAGUGGAAACGAACAACAGUUUAUCGAUAUGGUUAAUCGUUGUAACGCUGCUGGUGUACGCAUUUAUGUUGAUGCUGUAAUCAAUCAUAUGGCUGCAGGUGGAAAUCAAGGCUCUGGCGGUUCAUCGUACAAUCCUGGCUCAAAAGAUUUUCCUGGCGUACCUUUUAGCGCAUGGGAUUUCAAUGAUGGAUUGUGCAGGACAGGUAGUGGUAAUAUUGAAAACUAUGGUGAUGCUGAUCAGGUUAGAAAUUGCAAACUGGUUGGUCUACCAGAUUUAGCGCUCAGUAAGGAUUAUGUAGUGGGUAAAAUAGUUGAUUAUAUGAAUAGAUUAAUCAACAUUGGUGUAGCUGGAUUUCGAGUUGAUGCUGCUAAACAUAUGUGGCCACAUGAGUUGAAUACUAUAAUUUCCAAAUUGAAUAAUUUACCCCAACAAACAUUUGGAAGUGGAAAACGACCAUUUAUUUAUUUUGAAGUCAUUGAUCUUGGAGGAGAACCUAUUAAGAAUACUGAUUAUACCGGGAUGGGACGUGUAUCAGAAUUUAAAUAUGGAAAAUUUCUCUCAGAAGUAGUAAAAAAAAAAUUCGGUCAAAAGUUAAAAUAUUUGAGCAACUUUGGCACAGGUUGGGGAAUGAUUCCCGAUGGUGAUGCGCAAAUAUUUAUCGAUAAUCAUGAUAAUCAACGGGGUCAUGGUGCUGGUGGUGAAAUUUUAACGUUUUUCGAAAGUCGGGCAUAUAAAAUAGGAACAGCAUUUAUGUUAAGUUGGCCAUACGCGUUUAUUGCCAUCAACAAUGAUGAUCAAAGUAUCAACCAUUCUCUUCAAACGGGCCUACCAGGUGGUCAAUAUUGUGAUGUAAUAUCGGGCAAUUUGGAAGGAGGAAAAUGUUCGGGUAAAACAAUUACCGUUCAAUCUGAUGGUCAAGCUUCAAUUAGCAUAUCAAAUCAGGAUGAAAAUCCAAUAAUUGCAAUUCAUGUUGAAGCAAAACUAUAG